AAUUAUUUAAUGAACAUCUUUUUCUUGGCAUGGAUUUUUCACAUGUGGGUAUAAACCCACUGAAUUUGAACCUUUAGACUUCUUAGAUAUUAACCUGUGACCUUAGACAUUGGCCUACAAUACCCUCUACUCCCCCACCAUCACCCCAUCAUAAGUAAAUAAAACCACAUACAUUUUUAUUUCUUAUGUAUGCCUUGCUCCUUUGAAACCUGAGGGACAUACUUUAUCUUUGGGCCACUAUUAUUACAAGGUACCUAACAGUGUGUUUUAUGUACACUGGACUAAUUUAUGUAAAGGACUUUUAAAGUAUUUAUAAUUCCUUUUGCUCUUUCUAGGGUUUCCUGAUUCUCAGACUAAAGUUUUUCCUCAAGAUAAAGUGGUACUUGUAGGCUCAGAUAUAACAGUUUGUUGUGUGACUCAAGAAAAAGUGUUAUCGGCACAGAUUGGCAGAACAAAUUGUCCCCUUAUCCAUCUUGAUGGGAAAAAUGUUGCAAUCAAGAUCCGUAAUAUUUCUGCUUCUGAAAGUAGUGGAACAAAUGUGGUUUUCUCAGUAGAAGAUAACAUGUUUGGAACAGUUAUUUUUGCAGGAUAUCCACCUGAUAUUCCUCAAAAACUGAACUGUGAGACGUAUGAUUUAAAAGAGAUUAUAUGCACUUGGAAUCCAGGAAGACCAACAUCCUUGGUGGGCCCACGCAAUACAAGUUACACUUUAUUUGAAAGUUUUUCAGGAAAAUAUGUUAGAUUUAAAAGAGUUGAAGUGUCCACAAAUGAAAGCUAUCAAUUAUUCUUUCAAAUGCUUCCAAACCAAGAAAUAUACAAUUUUACGUUGAAUGCUCAUAAUCCUCUGGGUCAAUCAGAAUCAACACUUUUAGUUAACAUAACUGAAAAAGUUCAUCCCCAUAUUCCUACUUCAAUCAAAGUGAAAGAUAUUAAUUCAACAGCUGUUACUCUUUCCUGGCAUUUACCAGGCAACUUUGCAAAGAUUAAACUGUUAUGUCAAAUUGAAGUUAGUAAAACUAACUUAGCACGUGAAUUGCGGACUGUCACAGUGAAAGGAGUAGAAAAUUCAAAUUAUCUUGCUGUUGUGGACAAGUUAAAUCCGUAUACCCUUUAUACUUUUCGCAUUCGUUGUUGCACUGAGCCUUUCUGGAAAUGGAGCAAAUGGAGCAAUGAAAAACAGUAUCUAACCACAGAAGCCAUUCCUUCAAAAGGACCAGAUACUUGGAGAGAGUGGAGUUCUGAUGGAAAAAAUUUAAUAAUAUAUUGGAAGCCUUUACCCGUUAAUGAAGCUAAUGGGAAAAUACUUUCCUAUAAUGUAUCAUGCUCCUCAGAUGAGGAAACACAGUCCCUUUCUGAGAUUCCUGAUCCUCAGCACAAGGCAGAAAUACAACUUGAUAAAAAUGACUACAUCAUCAGUGUUGUGGCAAAAAAUUCUGUUGGCUCCUCACCACCUUCUAAAAUAGCUAGUAUGGAAAUUCCAAAUGCUGAUCUCAAAGUAGAGCAGGCUGUUGGAAUGGGAAAUGGGAUUCUCCUCACUUGGAAUUACAAUCCCAACAUGACUUGCGACUACGUAAUUAAAUGGUGUAACUCAUCUCGGUCUGAACCCUGCCUCAUGGACUGGAAAAAAGUCCCUUCAAACAGCACUGAAACUGUAAUAGAAUCUGAUCAGUUUCGACCAGGAGUAAGAUAUAAUUUUUUCCUGUAUGGAUGCAGAAAUCAAGGAUAUCAAUUACUGCGUUCUAUAAUUGGAUAUAUAGAAGAAUUGGCUCCAACUGUUGCACCAAAUUUUACUGUUGAGGAUACAUCUGCAGAUUCAAUUUUAGUGAAAUGGGAAGAUAUUCCUGUGGAAGAGCUUAGAGGCUUUUUAAGAGGAUAUUUAUUUUACUUUGAAAAAGGAGAGAGAGAUACAUUUAAGAUGGAGGGUUUGGAAUCAGGUCGUUCUGACGUAAAGGUUAAGAAUAUUACUGACAUAUCCCAGAAGACACUGAGAAUUGCUGACCUUCAGGGUAAAACCAGUUACCAUCUAGUCUUACGAGCCUAUACAGACGGAGGAAUGGGCCCAGAGAAGAGCAUGUUUGUCGUGACAAAGGAAAAUUCUGUGGGAUUAAUUAUUGCCAUUCUCAUCCCAGUGGCAGUGGCAGUCAUUGUUGGAGUGGUAACAAGUAUCCUUUGCUAUCGGAAACGAGAAUGGAUUAAAGAAACCUUCUACCCUGAUAUUCCAAAUCCAGAAAAUUGUAAAGCUCUUCAGUUUCAAAAGAGUGUCUGUGAGGGAAACAGUGCUCUUAAAACAUUGGAAAUGAAUCCUUGUACCCCAAAUAAUGUUGAGGUUCUGGAAACUCGAUCAGCAGUUCCUAAAAUAGAAGAUACAGAAAUAAUCUCUCCAGUAGCUGAGCGUCUGGAAGAGAGCUCUGAUGCAGAACCCGAAAACCAUGUGGUUGUAUCCUAUUGUCCACCGGUCAUUGAGGAAGAGAUAGGGAACCCAGGAGUGGAUGAAGCCGGCGGGGCCUCACAGGUCGUUUACAUCGACGUCCAGUCCAUGUACCAGCCUCAGGCAAAACCAGAGGAAGAACCAGAAAGUGACCCUGUGGUGGGGGCAGGCUAUAAGCCUCAGAUGCACCUCCCCAUUACCUCUACUGUAGAAGAUCUGGCUGCAGAUGAUGACUUAGACAAAAUUGCAGCUUACAGACCUCAGGCAAAUGUAAAUACUUGGAACUUAGUAUCUCCAGACUCACCUAGGUCCACAGACAGCAACAGUGAAAUUGUCUCUUUUGGAAGCCCCUGCUCCAUUAACUCCCGACAAUUUUUGAUUCCUCCUAAAGAUGAAGAUUCUCCUAAAUCCAGUGGAGGAGGGUGGUCCUUUACAAACUUUUUUCAGAACAAACCAAACGAUUAACAGUGUCCCCCGACACUCCAGUCUGCCAUCUCAAUAAGCUCCUGUUGCCAGUGCUGCCGCAGCAGCACUGGGUGUCUUGGAGGGAUCCUGUGAAGCAUGGUUAGUGAGGUGGAUGUCACUCACAAGAGUUACACUGCAAGUGUUCAUGUGCUUUUAAUGUAGUCGAAACGCCAAAAUUCAGUAACUCAGAUUCAGUCCACACAACUCAUGGUUGGGAGCUAUCUGUGAUUCGAGCCAGAGAAUUCUCACGUUGCUCUGCCUUCAAGAAGCAUUUCACUAAUGAAAACUGCCUGGUCCAUAUGUGCAAAACAAACCCCACAGCAACUGUAUUCUGUUCUGUUGUUCAUCAUCAGGUUUUCUCAUGCAUAUGCUUUUUGGAAUUGUAAGCAGAUUUGCAGGCAAGGGAGAAAAAUGUCAAAGUAACAGAUGAGGUUUAUUUGCCUGGCAUUUGCUCCAUUCUAGAUGAAAGCCAAGCAUAGAUUUUAAAACUUUGACCAUUAUUCUUUAUCCACUGCAUUUAAAAAAAAUUAAUAUAAUUUUAAUAUAGCAGCAGCUCUUUAGUGUUUUGUUUGAUAAUGUAUGCUGAUUUCCGUGCCUACUGUAUAAUGGUUAUCAGUUUUCUCAGGGGUACAAACUUGGAAAAUGAGCGUGACACUGACCAGCCCAAAUCAGAAUCAUGUCUUCUCGCUUUGGUAGGUUUUUCAAACUGUUCCAUUAUUUUUUUACGCUAGCUUCCCUAAUUAGGGUGCCCUAAUAUUUAAAACUUAAAUUUCCAAGACUAUAGAUACUAAGUUUUCAAAAAAAUCAUUAUUGGCUCUUUUGUUUUUGUUGACACAGGUCAGUUUUAUAAUAUAUGAACAAAUUCGAUAUUAUUCAUAAACAUAUAAUUCCAGUGAUUUACUAUUUGAAAUGACUACUAAGCAAUAUCUGGCACCAUUAGCUCUCUGGAUAGUUCAGAUUGGCCUCGGUUCCUCCUGACAAGACCGUGCGUUGAGCCCCAUUGCCCAGGCAGUGACGAUCUUUGACACCUUCUGGCAGGUACCUCCUGCUCUGCUCCUGCACCUUAGCAGUUCCUUCCGCUUAAAGGAUCAUCAGUCCAGACUAUUUGAUUCCGUCCUCAGACUUUUAAAUAUUAAAACUAAAAAGAUAAGGAUUCUUACAGGGACAGUUACUCGAGGGCUAUUUCAUGCAGGGAGUCAUCCGACUGCUUGGAGUCAGCGGGCCUACCUGUAUUAAAGGCGCAGAAGUUGCUCUGCUGUCUAGCACAGCACCCUCUGCCCUCUGAUUUUCAGAAGUGUUGUCUAGAAUGAAUGUGGUUCUUGGAAAAGCAAAACUGAAAAACUAAAAAGCAUUAUCUUGCAUUUUUCCUGCCCUCAGGUUGUCUUUGUAUUUUGUCUUUUGAGAGUUAAGGCAAAAGUACUUUAAAAUUUGGAAGAUCUGAGUAAGUCAAGAUAGCCCUUUUUAAAAUCAUCUGAGGUUCUGUAAUGUACUUACAAAUAAUGGAUCAGUUAUUUUUUUUUUCUAACACAUAAUGUAUCAUUAUAAAAAGCAUAUUGUGGAAAAAAGGCACAAUAUGAGUGACAAGGGGCAAAAUCUAUUUAGGUACUCUGUUUAUGAACCCUGAUUUUAAUUGCUAGGAUCAAUUAAAUCCCUGAGCUUCCUGCUAUAUAAACAUGUGGAAUGAAAUACAAUUAAUUAGGUAUACACAUAGUGUAGUAAAACUGCAUGAUAAUUUUCAACAAUGAAAAUUGUAUCAAACCAGAGCACCUCUGAACAGAUCACCCUGUCCUCAUUUCUCCUGUUGGGCUCCUUCCCUUUGCUUCCACCCAGACAGAGGCUAAGGCUACCUUCUCUCCCUGCAGAAGCUCGUCAUUAUCACACCCCUCCUGCCCACCACAAGGGCAGCAGUCCUAUACCUCAUCUCCUUAGGAUAAGUGUUGGCUAAGAUAGAAGUUUAUUGAUCUUAACCCCACUAACGUGAGAUAAUGGGAAAAGGCCAGAAGAGAUUGUUUGAUCUCUGCCAUUAAUGCAUAUGCUUUUCAGCUGUGACCAUCUGGAUCCAGUGCCCCAGCCUAUAUAUAACGACUCAUUUGUUUGACUAAUGGUAAAUAUCACUGGAGCUCAAGUCCUUUCACUCCGUCCAAGUCUUCACAGCUUUUUCUGUGUGAAAAUGGUUCAAAGUGCAGCUCACCUCUCCCCUGCCUCUCGAGAGAUCCGUCUGUACACUGGAUCACUGGAUUGGCUCUGUUUGUCUGGGCAGGCUCCUUCUAAUUUGCAGUGUGCUUAGAAGAAUGUGCUUUAGGUCUGAGGAUUUCCUUGUCUUUCCCCAUUGGAUUGAAGCUAGAUCUACUCUGUAGAUGGGAAGUGAUUACCUCCCCACCUCCGUCCCACCUGGGCCUGUGGGGACAGAGAGGGGAGGGGAGGGGAGACGGGCAGAAAAACACCCUCUGUCCCAGAUCCAGUUGCUGUGGCACUGGAGACCCUGGUAAAUGUGCCGUUUGUCAGUGCCGGGACCAGGCCUGGCUCUGUCCAGGCAGAUUAGCUCUUUCUGUAGACGGGCCAACUAAAGGCUGCUUAGAAGAGGAGGCCGGACGUGUUCCCUCCAGCCCCUCCUGACUGGGCAAAUAAUUGAGAAACCCCUCUUUGCUGCCAGGGUUUCCAACUAAAACCCAAUCAUUGGUUGGAAAAUUCUAAAUGUCUGAACUAGAAGUAUAUUGCAUUAUGUCUUGAUGAGUGCUGUGUAAAGGACAUGUUUUCACAUUUCCUACAGGCCUGUUCACUUAUUAGCCAAUUUCAAAUCAAGCUUCCCUUGGGAGGAAUGGAGAUUCUGGUGGUCAUCGUGACUGCAUUUCUCUUGUGAGUGGCCAUCUUAAUUAAAAAAUAUUUAAUGUAAAAAUAUUCUUAGAAGACUUAGCUAGGCUUUUGACAUGAGCUAGACCUUGUACUUAUGUAUUGCAUGGAUUAGCAUCCAUAUGUGAUUGAAGUUUCAGUGUGCUGAACCUGCAGAAGCCUGGGUUUGACCUUGUGACCCGAGUAUCUGGAUAGUUGAUGUUAAUGUGCUGAGGUGAGAGAGGUGCUCAGACACAGAGGCAGCCACUCACAGAAAAGUUUAAGGGAGGAGGUUUCAGCCUCCUUUUCCAUACCAGCAUUACUCUCCAGCUCACGAAUCUAAAGGAUUGCAUUUAAAUAUAUCUAGUCCAGUCGCACUCCUCGGGAAAAUGUGGUGAAAGUCACAUUCUUAAAUCUUCAUGCAGCUUGUAUUCUUGUUGGAAACUAGUCCUGUAACUUCUUGUCUUCAUACUGGCCAUAAUUAGAGAACAUUAUGGAAGUUCCCUGGGGGUCUAGUGGUUAGGACUCGGUGCUUUCACUACUGCAGCCUGGGGUCAGUCCCUGGUCUGGGAACUGUGAUCCCACAUCAAGCCACUGCACAGUGGGGCCAAAAAAAAAGCAAGAAUAUUAUAGUCCUUUCUGUAUUGAAUAAUGAGAUGUAGUUUAGUGAAGGAGGCUAGGGAACAUUUUCUUCCAAAAGGAAUUUGGAAUCAAUUUUAUGAUAUUUUGAAAUGAAAGUACUCCCUAACAUGUCAAUCUGCAAAAAAAUGUUAUCUCAAAAUUGUACUACUGCUGAGUCAUAUAAUCUGAGAAAAAAAAGUUUUUGUUUAAUUUUUACUGCUUUCUGUUUUGAACCUUGUUAAAAUUUGUGUAUUUUUUUAAUCAAAUGCCCUUUUUUCCUUAUUUUGAAUGUAUGGAAUUGGGCAUCUCAAAUAUAGGGUCAUUAGCUAAUCACAAAGACUAGGCACGUAAUGGCAGUUCAGUCAGUUUUUUAUUGACAGAGACCCAUCCCAGAAUAUGCAAAUUCAGCAGAGUUUUCCUAAAGGUCAGUAGAUGUCAAGAUCCAGCUUUGCAGAUCUGAGAUUCUUGGCUUGAAGAUUCAGAUCUACUCCAGAAGCAACUCCACAGUUUGAAAACCUGGGAAAGACUCAUGCAGAAAUAUCACAGACAUCACCAGAUACCUUAUUCCAGCUUAAUUUUGAGUGUUCACAGUAUCUUAUUUGAUGGGUACACAAUGCGGGACAUGUUUGUGCCAACCAACAAGUGUUUCUAGCAAACCAACAAGGUGUGAGCUUAGCUGACUAGGACGAGCACUCAUUCUCUUGAUAAACUCUUUCUUCAAAGCAUUUAUUUUAAACUGGUAUUUCUUGCUGAAAUAAAGUUUCAUGGUACCAUGUCCAUCUUUUUAUAUUCAGAAGGAAAUCUUUCACAGAAGAAAACAAUUUGUGGCCAAACUUAGAGGAAUUGCAUCUUUUAGAUAUGACCUUAGAAUAUCAUUGGAAAUGACUCGUUUUGAAUUUGGUCUGUUUAUACCUCUGUGGAUUAUGUACCAGGGCUAUUAAUGUUUAAACCUCUUAUUUUGAUAGCGUGGUGACGUUUAUAUUCCUUUAAAUUAGUACUUUUUUCUUAACUAUUACAUGAUCAUCUUCAUGCUAGUUAUAAUACAGAUGAACCAUUUUUAAUGCUGGUAAUGGAGGAUUAAGAACAACAUUCUGUUAAUGGAUAAUGUCAGGCUUUAUUGGGUAUGGUAAAAUUUCAGGGGCUGUAAUUUGAAUAUAUCCAAACCCUUAUAAUUGAUACUGAGUUAUGACAGAAUUCUGUUAUUUUUAACCAUGAGUAGCACUUGUUUAUCCUUACAUUAAAAAUGUUAAUAUUUUGGAUUAUAAAUCUCCAUGUUAUAGAAUUUACCUAUCCAAGACAAAUUCUGUGUAACAUUUUUAUGGAAAUUUAAAGUAGUGCUUUAAGAGGGAAAUCCUCUGAAUGUUUUUUUUAAUGUGCCUAGUUGAAGAAACAGAAACCAAUAAAUUCAAAAUCUCUUACAUAAGUAAACUAUAACUGAUUGACUAUUAACCAAAUACAAAAAGGUAAUAAAUUGUAUUACUUUUUGGUUGCUAUAACUGAAUACCCUAAAAACUAAGAGAUUUGAGUGGGGGAAAAAAAUGAAUGUUUAAAUGAUGAGGAAUUGAUUUUUAUGGAAUUGAUUUUUAUUGCACACACACACACCCAUAUAUAUAUAUAUAUAUAUAUUUUUUUUUUUUUUUUUUUUUGGUUUUUUUUGCUUUUUAGGGCACUUGGAAGUUCCCAGGCUAGGGGUCCAAUCAGAGCUACAGCUGCUGGCCUACACUACAGCCACAGCAGUGCAGGAUCUGAGCUGUGUCUGUGACCUACUCCACAGUUCAUGGCAACACCAGAUCCUUAACCCACUGAGCAAGGCCAGAGAUUUUACCCGCAACCUCAUGGUUUCUAGUAGGAUUCAUUUCCGCUGCACCACAAUGGAACUCCCUACAUGUGUAUCUUCUAAGAUUGCCUUUGCAGUAGCCAGUCAGAACUGCAAAAUAAACAAAAAAUCCUAACAUAGCUCUUAUGCUACCCAUAUGACCAAACUACUUUGUGUACCUGAUUGAAUGGUUCCCUUAAAUGUAGUGCAUUCUUUAUACAUUUAAAAUGUGCUUUCCUGGGAGUUCUUGCUAUGGUGCAGCAGAAAUGAAUCCAACUAGUAUCCAUGAGGAUGCAGGUUUGAUCCCUGGCCUCACUCAGUGGGUCGGGGGUGUUGCUGUGAUGUAGGCUGGCAGCUAUCGCUCUGGUUCUACCCCCAGCCUGGGAACUUCCAUGUGCUGUGGGCACAGCCCUGAAAAGCAAGAAAAUAAAAUGUGUUUUCUUUUAGAUACUCCAUUUUAAAUGGGUGGCUUUCAAUUUCUAAACUUAUUUACUCUUCUUCCUAAGCAUUCCAGUGGUAUAUUAUAAAAGAUUAGAAGAUUUCUAGGUAGAGAAUUUUCCUUAAACAUGGACAAGUUAAAUUGUUAGGUUUAACCUUAGUAUUUUUGUAACUGAUAAUAGAAAACAAUACUGAAUAAUGAUUUUCAUAAAAAUGUUUUUCAAAUACUGUCUCCAGUUUGAUUUUCCAGCACUUGUCCCCAUUAUUUAUGAUAUAUCCUUCUAUUUAAUUUUUUCUUCCAACAUGUUUCAGGAAAACGUGAGUACAUUAUGAAUACAGUACACACAGGAAGAAACCUGAUAUCAUUCACUGUUGUGGAAGGGUAGGUAUUAUUUGAUACCCUGGGAUAUGUUUUAGACUAUUAUUUUCUCCAAAAGGAGCAAGGCAUCUUCUUAAUUACAUUUCUAUUCAGAAUUGCUUAAAAAAGAUUGGCCUGGAUAGAGAGGCAUCCUAAAUUUGAGAUAAUACUAACUUAAGGUAUGUCCAAAGGUAACAUCAUUUUAAAACACUAAGCUUUCCUAGUAGGAGUAUGUUACCUUUUCUUCUCUUUCAUUAGCCAGCCGCAAGUCAGAGGUCCUUAUAAUGCUAAGAAAUCACCAUUUUUUACUUUCAAAAUUGCAUUAUAGUGAAUUACUGUUUACAAAAUGCACAUACUGUGAACAGAUACAAGUUUUUGUCUUUUAUAAGGUUGUUUGUAGAUUGUUUUUUUAAAGGGGAUGUUAUAUGUUAAAAUAUUUUCAGUUUUUUUUUAUAAAUACUAAGUAACUGUUUACUAAUUUUUGUUUAGUCAGUUGUGUGCAAAUGUAGCUGAAAGGUAGGGAGAAACUGCAGAUCCAAAACUGAGAUCCAAAACUGUUUCCUUUUUCAUUUCUUGAAAUGUUGCCACUACAAACUUUUCUUUUUUAACCUAAAUGAUCAGUUGUGAUGUUGUGUACCUAAAAUCAUGUAUCAGGAAACAUUUAAAUAUACUUAUGCAGGAAGCAAACUAGAGAUUACAGUAUAUUUAUGUGAUUCAGUCUGAUUCACAGAAUUCUGAGUUUAAUAUGGAUUAAACAAACUCCACUUAACAGAGAUGACAACUGAAGUAUUUUCUGCCUUGUGAAAAUUUGGAGGUGAUGUUGCUGUUCAAAAGGAAAAUUUGAACAUUUUAUAUCAUUAUAUAAUUUCAGAAUUUAGUUUCCAUAACUUUUGGGAAACAUGGUUAUAGCAAGAAUAUAGAAUAUAAAUAACCUAUUACUAAGAUACCUUAAGUGUAAAACUAGUAUGCUGGCUGUUAAUUCUAAAGAUGUUACUUAUGUUUGUUUUUAAAACAUGCAUGUAUUUAACGAUUUUAUCAUAGUAUUGUCAUGGAAAAAAUAAAUAUAUUUUCUUACAACUUA
Sus scrofa (pig) is the source of this 10036-nucleotide messenger RNA. Lineage: Eukaryota; Metazoa; Chordata; Mammalia; Artiodactyla; Suidae. The record is from RefSeq and is a predicted model, not a curated record.